Molecule: messenger RNA, 1280 nt
Organism: Malus domestica (apple)
Lineage: Eukaryota; Viridiplantae; Streptophyta; Magnoliopsida; Rosales; Rosaceae
Product: DNA-3-methyladenine glycosylase 1
Biological process (GO): base-excision repair, AP site formation; DNA alkylation repair; base-excision repair
Cellular component (GO): protein-DNA complex; nucleus
Molecular function (GO): alkylated DNA binding; DNA-3-methyladenine glycosylase activity; DNA-7-methylguanine glycosylase activity
Source: RefSeq, a predicted model, not a curated record
AAAGUCGUUUCCUAGAACAGCUGCGCAGAUUGUCACUGAUUCAUCGGUACCACCAUCAUCGCCACCGUAAUGGCCAAGCGUGCGAAACCUCAAAUACAAACCCAAAUUUCCGAAAACCCUUCCGUCUCCUCCAAAAUCCCAUUCCGACCCCGCAAAAUCUUAAAAGUAUCCAACACCCCCAACGCCGCCAAGCCCUCUCCCUCCUCCCCCGCGCUCCCCAAAACCCUAAUCCCACUAACCUCCCAAUCCGAAAUCAAUCUCGCCCUCCAACACUUGCGGAGUUCCGACCCGAAUUUAACAGCCCUGAUCGACUCCUACACCCCGCCGUCCUUCGAUUCCAGCCGUCCACCUUUCAUAUCCCUUGCAAGAAGCAUUAUUUACCAGCAACUCGCCACCAAAGCCGCCCAAUCGAUCUACAACCGGUUUGUUUCGCUCUGCGGCGGCGAGGCCUCGGUGAUUUCCGAUGUCGUUUUGUCGCUCUCGGCCCAGCAGCUCAGGACAAUCGGCAUCUCGGCCCGAAAAGCUUCGUAUCUUCACGACCUGGCCGAGAAGUACAGCGAUGGAACUUUGUCCGAUACGUCGAUUCUCGAAAUGGACGAUGAGGCUCUGCUCACAAUGCUGACUCUGGUGAAGGGAAUUGGGGUUUGGUCGGUCCACAUGUUCAUGAUUUUCUCGCUUCGCCGGCCGGACGUGCUUCCGAUUGGCGAUCUCAGCGUGAGGAAAGGAGUGAAGUUGUUGUAUGGGUUGAAGGAGUUGCCGAAGCCGUGGGAGAUGGACGAGCUGUGUGAGAAAUGGAGGCCUUAUAGGUCUGUUGGUUCAUGGUACAUGUGGAAGUACAUGGAGGCCAAGGGGGUCUUGUAGCAGAAAUUGAGGAGGCUCAGCUCAUAUGGUUUCGAGCUUUAUGAAACUCCCGGGUAAUCGCCAUUUUGCUCUGAAUUUCGUGAUCUGUUGCAUUGUUAUUGAAUAACUUUUUAGUUUGUAUAUAUGUUGUAGGAUUGAAUUUCUGUUCGAGUUCACUGGUUUCUUAGAUUGAAAGUAUGAAACUUGAAAUUAUGUUUCUGUAAUCUAUUGGUUCUGUAAUAGAAGAUGAGGUUUUACCGUUUUAGUAUUUGCUUGUGAAAAAUUGAGCCGGAAGAUUCAGUUCUAUUUGAAAGUUGUCUAAAUGUAGCAUCACUUGAGGUGUGAUGCCACAUUUGAUAAUUGUAUGACGAGUGACGACGAAUGAUUUGAUUGGGAUAUAUAAGCAUCAUAAAUAAAACACCACUUGUGGAUUAUGUCUC